Coregonus clupeaformis (lake whitefish) is the source of this 3501-nucleotide messenger RNA. It is a transcript of the gene wipf1b, whose product is annotated as WAS/WASL interacting protein family, member 1b. Lineage: Eukaryota; Metazoa; Chordata; Actinopteri; Salmoniformes; Salmonidae. The transcript is spliced from 8 exons. The record is from RefSeq and is a predicted model, not a curated record. Bases 417 to 1925 code for a protein of 502 amino acids. Gene Ontology annotation, molecular function: actin binding.
GAGAGAGAGAGAGAGAGAGGGAGGGGAGUCGCCCUGUAAGAAUUGUAAAACUAAUACUCAGCUCAGACGACUGUGUGACUGUGAGAGAGAGAUGAGAGGUUCUGUAGCUGUCUCACUGCUGCCCCUCUCUCUUCCCUGUUCGGUCAUGACACAGCAAGAUGAGGAAGUGAAAUACGGUAGCAUGGGGGUCGGACUAAAUGUGGAACUGUGACUUCUCUAAUGUGUAAAGUGUGCUAGGAAGGGAAACUAAUUAAGGAAGUUACCACCUACCCCUGUAACUGUGUGUUUACCAUUUCUUUGCCUGUUUUUUGGAAGAUUGAUUUCGAGAGCUACCUAAGAGAAUCUUUAAUUUGCUGUCACCUUUUUGGGCACAACUUCCGGGUGAAGCUGUAAAAGAGUAGCUGAAGAGAGAGAAGAUGCCUCCUCCCCCGCCACCACCCCCCGCCCCUCCCCCACCCCCAACCUUCGCUGUGGCAAACACAAAGAAGCCGUCGCUCAAUAAGAAUGAAGUACAAGGAAGAAAUGCCUUACUGUCUGAUAUCGGCAAAGGUGCACGUCUGAAGAAGGCUGUCACCAAUGACAGGAGUCAACCCAUCAUUGACAAACCCAAAGGAGGAGGAGGUGGAGGAGGAGGAGGAGGAGGAGGAGGAGGAGGAGGAGGAGGAGGUGGAGGAGGAGGAGGAGGAGGAGGAGGAGGAGGAGGUCCAGCACUAGGAGGUCUCUUCACAGGAGGCAUGCCCAAGCUUCGGUCCGCAGGAGGGACCAGCAACGCAGGCCCUAGGCCCCCCAUGCUACCUCCAGGAGGUCGUUCCUCAGGCCCCAGACCAUUUGGUGGUGGGGGCCCCUCCGCUGGCCCUCCGCGGUUCCAAGGGGCCCCAGCCUUUCCCCGGAGCAGCGCCCCCGACCUCCCCAGGGGACGGGCAGGCCCCCCGCGACCAGAGACCCCCGGCGGACCCCCUCCCCCCGUCCCCAACACCCCACGGCCCAACCAGAGCCGAGGGACCCCGCCUGUUCCAGGAGGAGCCCGGCCCCCCAGCUCAACCCCGGCCCCUCCACCACCCAACCUCGCAGGCAGACACCCAGGCCUGCCCCCUCCCCCUGGCCCUAUAGGGGCCCCGCCUGGGCCCAAAUCCUCCUUUGGGGCCCCUCCGGUUCCCAGUAGUGGACGUCCCCCUCUACCCCCAGUCCCCCACCCUGGCAGACCCUCGGAGGACCCCCGGCCCCCACCCCCACCCCUGGGGGGCCGCCGGCCCUCCACACUCAGAGACGGACCCUCACCAUCUUUCAACUCCAAGCCCCCCAGCUCAUCUUCCCCUCAGCCCCCCAUCGGCGGCGGUGGAGCUCCCCCUCUCCCUCCUGGCAGACCGGGCCUUCCCAUGCUGCCCCCUACGCCUGCGGGAGGAGACGAACACACCCCCAGACUACCACAGAGGAACCUGUCACUCAACUCACUGGCACCGGCGCCCCCACCUGGCCGGUCAGGGCCACUGCCACCCCCUCCAAGUGAGAGGCCGCCCCCUCUGGGUAAAAACCCCUCAGGACGGACGGGCCCGCUCCCUCCCCCUCCCCCCUCAGGUCCACGUGGAGGCAGUAUAAGGUCAUCUCCAGUCCCCUCACCUCCUAACCGACCGGGAGCAGAGCCCUCCCGUGGGGGACUCCGGCCCCCGCUACCCCCAGACCGACCGGGCAUAGGAGGCCCUCCUCCCCCACCUCCCCCCAUGGGCAACGGCUUCCAGAACUCCCAUCACCAACACGUAGAUGAGUGGGAGGCCCGGUUCCAGUUCCACCCUGUCUCAGACCUCCCUGUCCCAGAGCCUUACGUGUCCUGUCAGAAGACAUACCCGAGCAAGUUGAACAAGACCGAUGGCAGAGGUUCAGAUAAAAAGUCGAGGGGUGCGCCCCCGCUACCCCCUAUCCCCAGGUGAAGGAGGGGGUCAUGUUUGGGAUAUCUCCUCUCCAUCCAUCUCUCCAUCCAUCCCUCCAUCUGUCCCUCCCUCAGAGUACAUGGAUAUAAGUCUGUAACUCCCACUGCCUCUGUGUAUGAGGCUUAUAGCACCUCAUGGAUGGACCAUAUUUGCAGUGGGACUCACACAACCACGUAUUUCUGCCUGGAGUUUACAAAAUAUUGUCAUUAACGAACAGCACCCAAACAAACAAAGUGGCAACAGAGGCUCGUUUUAUAGGCUAUGCAUUUGGUUUUGCUCCACUAUGUAGUGUUGAAACUGUUUACUUUUCUUAUCAUUUUUCACUGUGCCUUUUUUAAAAUACAGUUUUGUUAUGAAGGAUCUUCAUGAGAUUUAAGGGAAACAAUGAUGUUGAAUGCUGUGCCUGUCUUUGCCAAAGGGCAACCAAACUAUAGCAUAUAAGUUACAUUUUUCUAACCAUCAAAGGGUACUUCCCAUACGAUUAUCACAGUCAUGUGCAGUUCACGGCAUGUCUUGAACUUUGUUUUUUACAAGGUAGAGACAAAAUGGACGCUUGUGUGUUACAGUAUGUGUUGAUUGAACUUUAGGUGAAAAUUGAAUGUUUUAUUUUUGCCUUGAAAGAAAACAACUGUCACUCAUGAAGGAGGUUAGUUUAACUUUGUAGGAUUUAAGUUGUUGGGAAGGAUUAUUUGUUUUUAUUUUCGAAGUUAUGUAUUUGACUAUUUCUUUGACUAUACAGUUACAGUAUUAUCUUCUGCUUCUGUACUGCUGCUCUGGGUAGCCUCCUCUACUUGAUAUUAACAUCAAGCUUGUCUCAGAACCACUUGCAGAGUGACAAUCCAAUAUUUGACCUAUGAAAGUAAAUCAUUAAAAUGUAUUAAAAUGUUAUACAUGAUGCUGAAGUUAUGAUACGAAUGCGCUUGCUCAUAGAAUUUGCGAGUGUUUUAAUGUAUGCUAGGAGGAUAUGAAAAUGGAUCAAAAUAUGCUGGAUGUAUGCUGAGUAAGGGCUAUGUUUGGCCUCAGUGUUUUCUUUGUUCUGUAAAGAUGAUAAUAUGUAUUUCUGAAGAGAGAAUGUGGAAAUGGCAUGAACAUGUUGCGUGUUUGACCAAAGACAAUCAGCUGCACUAGGACAUGGUCUCUUUCCACAGACUACCAAGGACCAAACAGCCAGAAACAUCCAGCAGAAAUGGAACGUUUUAAAAAGAGGACCAUUCAAGUUAGUUCCUCCUCAGGUGACAGGAAUAAUGAAUGACGUUCCUCAUGGGGAAAUGUUUUCUUUCAGUCUUCUUUCAUUAUUAAUUCUGUUGUCUCUGUUAACCCAGAAGUAAAAUAUUGCGUAGUUUGGUCAGCUACACAAACUGCCCACGGGAGAUUAGUUCCCUAUGACAUUUACAAUGGUACUACCGAGUGCUUUAUGCACUUUGGAUUCAAAGGAAUUUGUCUUAUUUUUUAGAUGCAUUCAACUGCUUUUGUUUCAGCCUUUCAGUGUAUUUUCUUCCUGAAGCUUUUCAUUGUAAAACAAAACAAACUAUUUCCAAAUGGAUUUUCUAAAUAAAGCGAAUAAAGUUGAAAUUGA